AAUUAAAUUUGAUCAAGAUUUCCUCCGGAAAAAUUUCCGUGAUAAUCUUGAUUUUUAUGUCAGGAGAAUAAUGAGACCAUGACCUAAGUUUGUAAUCAUAUUUUUAUUUUGCCCUUCACUUUGACAAUAUAUGCACUAAAACGUUGACCGCCUUACCAUAUAAACGAAAUUCCCUGUUCCACGCGAGCUGUAAAUAUGACUUCAUUGAACGAUUCAAGCUGACUGGCGGGAUCAUAUUACCAAACAUUAACGGUCAUGACAUGGUACGUCGAGUACCGAAGUCAUUCUGAAUAUAUGAUAGAUAACAUGCAGCAGAUAUUAUUGUAAUAAGUGAGACUUGAAUUAUUCAUAAUUGUCAGUGGUCGGUUGGCAUAGGGGUAGCACAUUCGUUUCUCACCUAAGCCGCAGGGGCUCGAUUCCCUGAUCGGACACGGAAAGGUAUGGGUGACAUACCCGUCCACAAGGAUUCCGGUUUCCGUCCGCUAUAAGGCUCUUCGCGCGUUUCCAUCCGGGCAAAUAAGCGUGAUUAAUAUAAUUUGAUAGAAUUUGUUACGCAAUGGAUGUAAAAUAAACAAAGUUUAUAUUAUCCAUAAUUACUUGUACUGUACUAUAUAAAUUAUUGUUAUCCAUCAUCUUGAUCACGUGCAUUUAGGUUGGAAAUCGUAAUGCCUCUUCUUCGGUAAAACAUAUUUCAGUUUAACAUAAAUCAUUGUUUAAAAGCACAUUAUCCCGACCGAGCUAUAUUACAUAAAUGUAAAUGCAAUCAAUCUGUCUUGAUACUGACACGCAGGUCAAAGGCCAAAGUUUAUUUUCAAUCCGGGUAAAUGGUAAUGCGAAACAAAUGUAAAUAUCAGUUAACUAUCCAUAGAUCUUCGUUUUAAGUUUCUCCCAUAUCGGGCCCCUGCUGGUGGUUAAGGUAAUAGUCCUUUCUUGAUUCCCUAUAGAAUCUCGCCAAUAAGUGUGGGAUCCUCGAUAUCGUAAUUCACCACCUGAAGGCGAGUGUUGAUAGUGUCGGGUGUGUAGCCGUUUAAAAUAGAUCUACCCAACAGAAGUAAUAUCAUUGUUAUCUCAAAUGAGCAAAGUAAUGUCAGUGGUGCAGCCAGUUACGGUCAUCUUCAUUAUAAUUUUGGCACACUGUGAAGCCCAAUUUCUUGGCGGAAGCAUUAACUGGUAUUUGUUGAAUGGAAAGGUUCGGUUUACCUAUCGCAUGACGUGGGAGAAGGGGACGGGUCCAUGCGGAGCUGGAUGCUCGCAAGCCAGUGUGAACACUCCUGGAACAUUGCAUCUGCCGUUGACCAUUUUGAACUGGAAAUGUACCUCUGGUUGCAGUGGGAACAGUCGACUUCAUGAUGUAAAUUACGUUACAACGUCAGUAGGGUCGGCGGCGUCAAGCUGGGAACAAGGGGAAGGAAGUUUCUUGUUUACGCCCCCUGUAGCAAACGGAAAAUAUGAAAUAACAUUGAGUACCUUGCGAUGGUCAACUCAGGCUAAUGGUCCCGGACAACUGCAGACAACUGUGGACCUAAGAAUUCGUAGCGACACGAAUCUCCCUAACGCCAGUCCGAUAGCGGCCGUACAGCCUACCAUAGGAAUACCGUCUGGGUGUAUGAAGACAAUACCACUGCCGGUCAUAGAUCCUGACGCUGACAGAAUUAAAUGCCGACUAGCUGGUCCAACAGAAUGCGGCGCGGCGUGUACAACACUCACUGGGAUACAUGUAGACCAUGACAAAUGUACAGUAACAGUACCAGGUACAUUGAAAAUGGGCGAUUACCGCCUGGCUGUAGUUGUGGAAGACUAUCCGAGAAGUGUCAUAAAACUAGGGGGCGCCACCAGCAAUUACAAUCAGCCACUCAGCAAUGUGCCACUACAGUUGACUGUCCACGUGACCAAGGGCAGUGGCGGGUGUGGUCCCCUGUCUCCUGGCAGUACAGACACAGGUCCGACUGUUGUGUAUCCCCCAUCCGGCUUGCAUUCUAGAACUCUCCACACGGUCCAUGUAUCUGCUGCAAGCCAAUCAGAAGUGAUAAUAAGUACGUCUGCUGGAGUGACUGCUACACAGACACCGGACCUUGGUCAUCCAGGGAGUGUUGUCGUGGACACACACUGGACACCGAAGUCAGACCAAGACGGGCCGGCAUUUACCUGUGUUUGGGCUUUACAACACGACGGGUCUACUACCCAACAACACUGUUUCACUACAUAUGUUAGAGACCAAGACAACUGUAAUGGCGGUAACAAAUGUUUACAUGGAGGAACGUGUGUGGAUCUGUAUAAACGAUUCACCUGCAAAUGUCUGGGUGGGUUCACGUCAAACGACUGUUCCGUCCGUGCGUCCUGCGUUACGUCUAAUCCAUGCGUGAAUGGUACUUGUGAGGAAAGGCAUGGGUCUCUCUUCUGCAUCUGUUCACCAGGGUACACAGGACAAACGUGUGAUACUAAGGUGGAUCACUGUGUCUCAUCGCCAUGUUUACAUGGUGGCACGUGCACCGACAAGGUCACGGGGUCAUCAUGUGCGUGUACUGCUCAGUAUACCGGAAGUCACUGUGAGACACGCAUCAAGACUCCCCAACAUUCCACCGGACCCUCCGUUACUGCAAGUUUGCAGUAUAUCGCUACAGUAUCCUCGGACAGUCAGGGAAUACAGAUAGUAGACUAUGUCAAAGUGGCAGAUAACAGCAAAGAUGAUAUCAAUGUAGUUGUGAACAACGACAGUCCCCCUCUGUGGCCAAUAGGCGUGGCCUUUGGAGGACUGCUGCUCAUCGCUUUGGCCGGCUGCGGGGUGUGGUGGUGUUGUUUCGCCAAGCCAGGCCAGAACAAGAGCGUUGUUGGACCAACUGAACAAUGGGCGCGCCCAAGCCGGAAUACCGAUGUCAAAAAUCGUCACUCAGGAUCUCCAGGCUCGGAAAACUCCCCACGAAAAUCCGGGAAUAAUGUUACACAAGUGGAAACCAACACCGGAACACAAGUGUCGGGAGGAUCGCCGCGGAUUCUUAAUAUCUAUCAAUCGUCUGCUAACGACCCACACAUACAUAAAUGUGGUACCAAUUCGCGCGGGAACGUAUACCACAAAAAUACAUUCUGGUGAAGUGGUAUAGUCUUAAUACCAUACAAUACACUGAUGUCGUUUUUUGUAUACGAGCAUAGCUUCUGAAUAAAUUAUUUGUUUUUGA
Molecule: messenger RNA, 3173 nt
Organism: Pecten maximus
Lineage: Eukaryota; Metazoa; Mollusca; Bivalvia; Pectinida; Pectinidae
Product: protein HEG homolog 1-like
Exons: 14
Coding region: 1073-3088 (671 amino acids)
Biological process (GO): establishment or maintenance of epithelial cell apical/basal polarity; heterophilic cell-cell adhesion
Cellular component (GO): protein-containing complex; plasma membrane
Molecular function (GO): calcium ion binding
Source: RefSeq, a predicted model, not a curated record